This is a messenger RNA of Apiotrichum porosum, 426 nucleotides long. RefSeq lists its product as uncharacterized. Gene Ontology annotation, cellular component: microtubule cytoskeleton; cytosol. Gene Ontology annotation, molecular function: beta-tubulin binding. Bases 1 to 426 code for a protein of 141 amino acids. The record is from RefSeq and is a predicted model, not a curated record. The transcript is spliced from 4 exons. Gene Ontology annotation, biological process: post-chaperonin tubulin folding pathway; tubulin complex assembly. NCBI's taxonomy places the organism in Eukaryota, Fungi, Basidiomycota, Tremellomycetes, Trichosporonales, Trichosporonaceae.
AUGGCAGACCCACAGACUCUGCGUCAGCUCAAGAUCAAGACCGGCGUGGUCAAGCGUCUCUUCAAGGAGGAGCAGAUCUACCGCGAAGAGGUCGUUUCAGCCGGUGCUGUCCUCGACCGUCUGCGUGAUGAGGGUGCCGACGGUGCGGACAUUCGCAACGCUUGGUGCGGACCUGCAACGACAAAGUUGGUGGAAGGGGCGCGCAUGGUGCCGUUGCUUGGCAAGCACAGGCCCGAGCGCGUCAUGAAGGACUCGGAGCAGAUGAUCCCCCGUACGCGCAAGCAGCUCGAGGAGGCCAUGGUUGCUCUCGAGGAUCUCGUCAACGCCCUCCACUCCGAGGCCGACGUGGCCGCGACACAAGAGUUCAAGGACGCGUUCAGCAUUGUGCAGCAGGUCGAGACGGCGUGGAAGGGCGAAGGUAACUAG